CGUUGUCAACUGAACUUUUAUCUUCCCGUGCAUGGAAGUUCGUUGAUACAUAUCAACGUUUCCGUCGACAGUGGCAUAAUUUGUCGCGUAUCUCUUUGAGCGAAGUGCGAGGUACUGGUGCACCAUGUCUCUUCUGUUUACUAGUGAUUAGCCACUUGGCUUGGAAUCUCAGGAGGUGCAACUUAUCGCGGUCCAAACGUUUUACAGUUUGACACCUGGACGGUCAAAUGUGCACCCGCUGCAACGAGAUCGGAAGAGUGCUGAGACUACGUACCGCAGAAUCAAUCUGGAUCAGGUUUUUUUCCAUUUGCGAACGACUUUAUCGUGGACGAAGAUUACAUUUUUGUGAUGCGCGGGGGAACAUAAACAUAUGUAAUUAUAAUUAACGCUUGGAUCGACCUAAGGCGCGAGAUAGAAAGCCCGUCGGCAUCGUUCUCGGAUUGACCGACGCGAAACGACGAAGAAAACAAACGGGGAGGGAAAUAAAGAAGGGAAAAAAGAAAGGAAAAAGUCGCAAUCGUCGCUGGAGCAAGUGCAUCAGAAUGCCGAAGCCCCUCCCGAUCCCCUCUUAAUUCGGCAGUGGGAUCGCGAGCAGAGUAUGCCGCGGAUGAAUUCGUUGCCAUUCCAGCGGAACGUUGUGAGAGAAGCAUAAGUUGGACGACUAGGCCCAGUUUCGAGUGCAAUCGAAAUUGCAUCGCGUCGUUUAUCCGGCUAUCAAGAUAGAAGAUAAAUCAACCGCCACCUGGACAAUGUGGUGCGGGACGAUCACGGUUAUCGCCUUAAUUCUGUCGACAGCCUCGGCGAAGACGCUCGAUCUGUCAGGCAAAAACUUGAAGAAGGAGGACUUCUUCUUGAAUCUCCAGUCGCAAGUGUCCCUGUCGGAGAUCACCGAUUUAAUUCUUCGGAACAACCAGUUCGACAGCUUCCUCGAUUGUUCCACUAAUCUUCCGAGCCUCAAAACAUUGGAUCUGUCGCACAAUCACCUCCAACGAUUCUUCUUUCUCUGCAGAGAAGAAUAUAAUUUGCAGGUGUUAAACGUGAGCCACAACCAACUAAUGUACAUCGACGAAUACGCCCUGAACGACCGAAUCCCGAAGCUCCAGAUACUCGAUCUCUCAUCGAACAAACUAUCGAUUGUCAACGAAACGAUGCUGGAGCACUUCAAAGUUUUGGAAUACCUUUCGUUGGCCAGCAAUCCGGUAUACGACGGGAUACACGACAAAGCGUUUUGUAACUUGAAAGCGCUGCGAUACUUGGACCUGCGCAAUGUGUCAGCGCCACAGUUCACGUCCGAGUUAUUCAAAACGUUAACUAACUUAUCCACCCUGGAUUUAUCAUCGAACCCCAUUUCGUCGGUUCCGUCGUUACCGGAGAGCCUGGUAGAGCUCGACUUAUCCAACACGCAACUUUCGGAAAUACACAAAAUCGAUGCGCCUGGGUUGAAAGAAUUGAAGUUGAAUUACAUGCAAAAUCUGAAGGAAUUGUUACUCAACGAAUUCGAAAAUCUGCACAACUUGGAAACGUUGCACGUGGCUGGCUCGAAGAAAUUAGUGCAUAUUAAAAUGUCUCCGACCGAUAAAGUUAUUCUACCGCGAUUGCAGCGCCUCUCGGUACAUGACUGCGCCCUUAAAACUCUGGAUUAUAACUUACUGCCGGUAUUAAAGAGAACGCCGAUUUUGAACUUCGAGAGCAACCCUUGGAACUGCGACUGCAAAAUGCAAUGGAUAGUCUCGUUGAACGCGACCAAGACAUUUAGUCGGGAUAUCAAAUGCCGUACUCCCCCACGGUAUUUCAAAGUAUACUUGAGCCAGAUACCAAAGUACGAGUUGGAGUGCGAGACCAAGUCGUCGCUGUUCUAUCCUAUAUUGUGGGCCUGCGUUUUGAUUCUCGUCGUGGCGAUCGUUUUGGUGGCAGGGUUCUUCCUUCUGAAGCGACCGAUCGGUCACUGGGACAUCAGGCGAAAGAACAGGGACACAGUCACCUACAAAAACGUCGACGAGUCCUCGAACGACAUGGUGAGAAUUCUGGCGGUGGGCGAGACGGGCGAUCGCAACGAAGAAUGAGCCAAUGGACCGAACGAACUAUACAGUAGAAACGUAUUAACUUAGGGUAAAGCGUUAGAGACUUGAGAAACGAAUGCACAAAGUGUCGCGGUUGUACAGCUUACAUAUCUCCACUGUUUUUGAAAAUUUGCGAGGGUCACUCUUAACGGACUUCAAGAUCAUCGACAUUUUUGUUAUACGUAUAUUUUUACUGGCGCGACGUUGCAUUACAUAGAUAAACUUAACGAGUUUUAAUAGCAUGACCUUUAAAUAACCCCGAAAUAAAAUUGAAAAUACAAAAUGGAAUGUAUUGAAAAUAUUCGCUCGUGCAAUCGAGAACAGUGGAAAUAUCAAAGGUGCUGAAGCCAACCACUUGAUGUGGCUAUACUCAAAUCGGUAAUUUUGUCCAAAAUGGUGUACAGGGUGUUUUAGAAUUGCCGAGAAACGCAUCUUGAACGGUGGAAUUGUAUUAUUAUUCGUGACAGAUAAUUCAAAGAAACGUUGCCCAUAUCUGAGUAAAUGGUUCUUUACAGAAGGAUCGAGAAGUGUUGAAUUUAUGAGUACUUAAUGAAAUAAGCGUUGACACCGCGAAAAUAAUAACUUCCUCCAAGAAUUAAUCUAAUCCGCGCGAAGAUAUCGGUACGAAGGCGUCGAAGUAUAAACUACGAAGCCGUUGACGCUUUGAACUCUUCAGAUAUCGCGGUAUCGCUUGGAAAAAGUCCAUAAUAUAAGAAGCACGAUGAGUUCACGAACCUACGCCGAUUAACGCCUCUUUCUUUCCAACAUUUUAUCACCGUUCGUAUUCGUGUCGCUGAUUCCGAGGCAUCCUGUCCUGCCAACUUUUCUGUAUCUCGCACAUAUACGAUAACCGUGGUGAUUUUUUCAUAGAAAAACAAAUUGAAUGUACAGAAUAGAUUUUGUACAACCUCCUGCUAUCGAGAACAUUACUUUAAAGUGCUCGAUUAAUUGUAAGCGAUUCCGAUAGUGAGGCUAGUUUUAGAAAAAUUAAGCUACGUCUUAAGUUUAGAUACAUAAUUCUAGUUACAUCGUUUGCGCGGCUUAUUUCCUUACAUCUCUCGCGACGAAUGAAUUAUUAUUUUGCAACGAGUACUAUCGUAUAGAGACCGUCGAUAGGUUUUGUUGAAUCGCCACGCGUCGAAACGCAGAGUAAUAGAUUGUAAAUACAGAGGCAACGUUCAGCCACAUCUAGAGCAUCCCUUUAAACGCUAUGAGCUUCGAGUGUUCAUCGUCUGGAGUGCCCUUAACAAUGUGGGGCCUC
Molecule: messenger RNA, 3321 nt
Organism: Hylaeus volcanicus
Lineage: Eukaryota; Metazoa; Arthropoda; Insecta; Hymenoptera; Colletidae
Product: leucine-rich repeat neuronal protein 1-like
Exons: 5
Coding region: 750-2063 (437 amino acids)
Cellular component (GO): extracellular matrix
Molecular function (GO): protein binding
Source: RefSeq, a predicted model, not a curated record